This is a messenger RNA of Porites evermanni, 3320 nucleotides long. The record is from the annotation of a GenBank genome assembly. NCBI's taxonomy places the organism in Eukaryota, Metazoa, Cnidaria, Anthozoa, Scleractinia, Poritidae.
AUGGCCACCUUGGUGAGAAGCUUAACCAGGAGGAAAAGGCUUAAGCAGGAGGAAAAAACGAACACGGAAUUGUCGAAAUGUCUAACCACUUGGGAUUUGACAUCCCUCGGGAUUGGCGCUACCUUAGGAGCGGGCAUUUAUGUUGUUUCGGGACAGGUUGCCGCUAGUAUCGCCGGACCUGCUGUAAUCAUUUCAUUCGCCUUAGCAGCAAUAACAUCCAUACUGUCAGGUUUAUGUUACGCUGAAUUUGGCGCACGUGUUCCUAGGACAACUGGAUCCGCUUACGCUUACAGUUAUGUCACGGUCGGGGAAAUAUGGGCUUUCAUCAUCGGAUGGAACUUAAUUCUAGAAUACAUGAUCGGUACAGCGGCGGAUGCUCGGGCGUUAAGCGCUUGCUUCGAUUAUGUUAUUGGAAACGCCAUUCGAAAUUUAACGCUAACGUACGUUGGUGAGAUGCAAAUUCCUGGUCUUGGUACAUACCCAGAUAUACUUUCUUUCGUUGUAACUAUCAUCGUUACAACUGUACUUGCAGUUGGUGUCAAGCAAUCUUCAACUUUUAGUACAAUUUUUAAUGUUUUAAACUUCUUAGUCGUGGUUUUCAUCGUGAUAGCGGGAAUGUUUUUCGUGGACACCCGGAACUGGACGGAAGGGAAAGGAUUUUUCCCGUACGGAUUUUCUGGAGUACUAAGUGGAGCGGCGACGUGCUUUUACGCUUAUGUUGGCUUUGAUAUUAUCGCUACGACAGGAGAAGAAACUAAAAAUGCUCCAAAGUCUAUUCCAACAGCAAUCGUUGCUUCACUGGUUGUUAUAUUCCUAUGUUAUUUUGGAGUAUCCACUGUAGUAACACUCCUUGUCCCUUUUGAUCAGCUGGACAAACUAUCGCCCAUACCAAACGCCUUUGUUCAGAGAGGAUUUCCUUUGGCAAAGUACAUUAUCGGUGUAGGUGCUGUUUGUGGUUUAUCUUCAAGCCUUCUGGGAUCUCAGUUUCCUCUGCCAAGGAUCAUUUAUGCCAUGGCUUCGGACGGCUUGCUCUUCAAAUGCUUUGCUAGUGUGAACCCUAGAACCGAGGUACCUGUUGUUGCCACAGUGUACCCAGGAAUUUUAACGGCCGUUAUCGCUUUGUUAUUUGAUUUAAAUGAAUUGGUUGAGAUGAUGUCUAUAGGCACGUUACUGGCGUACACAUUAGUGUCCCUGUGUGUUUUGAUCCUCCGUUAUCAGCCGGAUAUUUCAGACGCCCAUUCCAUGGACCUCUUAAACCUUCCAGACAAAGAUCCGAAAGUUUAUGAACAACUUUCCUUAUACGAACAUGCGGCAGAGGAAUUUGAAUAUCAGAUGUCUCCAAAUGGCCAUCUACACUUUCUAGAUUCCCCCAAUUUCGAUGAAAAUCAAGACAAUGAAUUAUCCUGGGAGGAGUUUACAACAGCAAACAAGGACACAUCAAGGCAUGAUCGGAGCCAUAAACUUACUGGAGGUCCUACGGCGGAAAGUGUGAGAUUAGUGAACUGGGCGGUGGCCUUGUUAUUCAUCUCAUUUAUUGGAUUUUGCAGUGCUACUGUUUAUGGUUUAGAAGCAUUACAGAGACGCAGCUUUGUAAUUAUACUUUUUCUCGUACUUUUUGGAGUCCUCAGUAUAUUUGCUAUUGUGGUGAUUUGUUUACAGCCUCAGAACACCAAGGAAAUAUCCUUCAAGGCGCCAUUAGUCCCGGCACUACCAAUUCUCGCCAUCUUUUUCAAUGUAUUUCUCAUGCUCAAGUUAUCCAGACUGACCUGGAUUCGCUUUGGAGUUUGGAUGGGCUUAGGUUUGUAUUCAAACCCCGUUUAAGGUUGAUUUCCACUAAAGCGUUUUUGGCAACUUACGUUAACGCACGUAAAUUUUAAUCACGUAAAUAAAUUAGAGGCAAGAUAAAAAGUGUUGGGCCCAGUUCCUAGAAAGAUGGUUAAGUUUAACGCAGGAUUAAGCGAAAUUUUAAGCGCGGUUUUCUUGCCAAGAGCAUGUUACUCAAGCGUACAAAAUACUGUUGAACCUUUACUCUGAGACACAGUAAUGAUUUACACAAAAUUUAAUUUUUCUCUAAGCAAUGUAUAGGAAAGUAAAUACAAAAAAGUGGAACAAAAUCUUAAUCCUGGAUUAGCGCUAAUCGGCCUUUCAGGAACCGAGCUUAAACGAGAAGUUGAGCGAGGUUCAACUGUUACGCUUACGAGCGACCCUUCAUGCAUUGCCUCUAUUUUAUUUGCGAACAUAAAUUUUACGCUCGUAUGUACGUAAAAAUUACACGACACUGGAAAUCAACCCUUAAAACUUGCAUAGAUCUGCCUUUCGUUCACCCGUGACCUGCGGAAAAAGUGUGCAACUUUUGGAACGGAAACAUGUGCACGUUUUGGCCUCACCGGUGAUUAAAUGUACCAAUUACGGUCGAUGAUCCAACUGAUUAAAAUAUUGAUAAAAUGCAACUUCAAUAAUCCCCCUAUCCCCUUAGCCCAAUAUGGAAAAAUGUGGGUUUCUCUUAUCAGCACUGAACUUUGUUACCGUGCUUUCAGUGUAAAUUAACACGACAGAUAAGAGAAGUGUGACGUCACAAAAAUUCAAAUUUGUGAAAUUAUGGGAUUGGUAAGCAUAUUCAGAAAGAACAAGAUGAAAAAAGACCCCUUGCCAAAAUUCAACCUGUUAGUGUUGUAAUUGAGUGAGGAGAUAUAAGCAACUUUGAGUUCUGACGACUCCACAUAAAUCCUUCUAAAACUGGCCUGGAUAGUAACUAUCCACAUCAUCUCAAUAAGAGGAAAGCGGGUUUUCCUUACCCGCACAGAACUGUUUGUCCUUGCUUUCAGGUUAAAUUAUCACAAACGAUCAAGUUUACCUCAAAGGCAAACGUCAGUUUGUACCACGUGACUAAGUUUUUUCUUUACUUUUUGUUCACUGUUUAAAAGUGAGUUGUUUCACGCCAAUUUCAUCCAUAACAAUAGUUCGCACAGUUUUUAUACGUUUACUUCCUUUUUAUGGAGAAUUGUCAUUUUGAAUCUGACAUUUGCCGUUUUCUGUGACCGUGAUUCUAAAUCUCUGUAAUACCUCCCGGCGCCUGAAGGGUUUAAUCUUAACCUUUUCCUGUUUUAUUAGGAAUGUUACUUUACUUUGGUUACAGCAUCUGGAAUAGCGGUGAAAGGCAAAGAAGAUCACAUCUGGGGCAGAGGAUGUUUGACAGACAGGUUCUUCUCGCUGAUGAGCCGGAUUACGUAGACAUUGAGUAUGAAAUGGAAACAAUUCCAGCUCACAGGGACGAUACAGAAUACUUAGCGCCAAGUCCCUUCAAAUGGGACAGCUUAUGA